UUUCUUUUUUAGUUUUUCUUUCAUUAAUUUCUUGAAUCUUGAUUUUUCUUUCCCUUUGAUUUGCCGCGUCUCACGCAUGAUGGGUGCCCCUCAAUCUAUAAGAAGCGCUAAUAUGACUCCCAUAAAGAAGGAUCUGUGCCAAAGUCUAUCUCAAACUAGAUCCAUUCCCAUUCCCCAUCUAUAAUCUAUACUUCGGUUAUCUUUAUGCUCCUACCUCUGACAUCAGAGAAGUCAAUUCGUUCCACCAUGGCUCAUCAAGUAGUCUCCACUGUCCGCCUUGAUCCAGAACAUAACUCCUGCAUUGGCGGAAGAACGGUCUUGACGUGCCGCCAUUGUGCAGGUAAUGCACCAAGUAGCUGCAGUGGUCGUGGCUUCAACAUUUUUGUCUGCGCACAUUGCAACCCGGCGGCUGCGGCCCAGGCGUCUACUCCCGAUUCAUCUACUCCAAAUUCCCCGGCAUCGCUGAGCAGAAGCUCCUCGACUUCAUUGUCUCCCAAACGAGAUCUGAGACAUAACCAACCGUGGAAACGGUUUGAGGAUGGCAAUGACGGUCCCGGGGGUGGGAGAGUUGGAACCAAUACCAAUAGGCCUCGCGGCUCAUAGAUGGCCUGGGUGGGAUGGAUUCGCCUGCUAUACAAACGAAUUAUGCGCUCGCUUUGCUUCUCAUGCAGCGAGGAGCAUUGAAUGUUAUAUAUUGUACUUUGAUUGAUGUUUGGGUUGGUCGGUCU
Aspergillus steynii IBT 23096 is the source of this 728-nucleotide messenger RNA. RefSeq lists its product as uncharacterized. The transcript is spliced from 2 exons. NCBI's taxonomy places the organism in Eukaryota, Fungi, Ascomycota, Eurotiomycetes, Eurotiales, Aspergillaceae. The record is from RefSeq and is a predicted model, not a curated record. Bases 205 to 603 code for a protein of 132 amino acids.